AUGCCCCGAGCCAUUGGGUACGGAUUAGGAAUCGGCAAGGUUGUCACAGAGGUAGGAGGAGGGUACCUACAGUAUUGUGAUGAGCGGUCCUUCGCGACGAGUGUUGUAGUCCGUUUAGUCGGUUCUACAAAUGACUACACCGUUCCCGUUACUAAAGCGCCCAUCCUACGACGAGGCAAGACCCCGCUGAGGGUCUUCGACCUCCCUACCACUCGUCUCGACAUCACACUCUUCCCCCCUCUCCUGUCGGCUUAUGUGGUCCGGCGACAGAAAGUAGCCUUCCACGACCUCCCGUCGUCGUCGAGGAGCGAGGAGGUGGACGGCGACCUCGUGACUUCGUUCGGUGCUGAGACACCUGCGAGACCGCGUCUCUUCUCGUACGGGUCGGGGAGCGUCGUGACGAAAAGUCUCGUGUGUGAAGACCAACCCAUAGAUCAUCAGGUACCGGAGUGGGCUCAGCGGGAAGUCAGCCGUCGCCCGCUGGCAACAGGCGUGUUGGAGUGUUGGUUCCCUCAGUCAGACCAGUCAGGAGUGAGUUCUCAUUUAAUGGAGUCGAUAAGGUUGCUGGAUGCAGUGCCUGAGUCAAAAGAAGAGGGGGAGCUGUCUGUCGUACAGCAGGAGCUGAUUGGUGGGCUGGCUGAAUUGUAUCAAACAUCCAAAGGGGCAGAUGCCAAGAGGGGCAAGAAGAAACGUGGCGCCCAGCGUACACCGGUGAAGCAGAAGAUGAAGACCAUGAGCCGCUCCCUGCAGAUGCUGAAUGUGGCGCGGCUGAAUGUCAAAGCCCAAAAGGAUCAGGCAGAGGAGGAGCAGCUGGGGGCCGAGGGCCGGGGGGCCGACAGACAGAAGACAAGGACCAGUAACAGGAACAAAUCUAGAGGAGUGAGCACCAUCAGUAAGUGUUAA
Notothenia coriiceps (black rockcod) is the source of this 903-nucleotide messenger RNA. RefSeq names its product treslin-like. Gene Ontology annotation, molecular function: chromatin binding. Lineage: Eukaryota; Metazoa; Chordata; Actinopteri; Perciformes; Nototheniidae. The transcript has 5 exons. Gene Ontology annotation, biological process: mitotic G2 DNA damage checkpoint signaling; mitotic DNA replication checkpoint signaling; response to ionizing radiation. The record is from RefSeq and is a predicted model, not a curated record. Gene Ontology annotation, cellular component: nucleus. The coding region runs from base 1 to 903 and encodes 300 amino acids.